CGCCUCCGCCCUAAGCACCAAACCCUAGAGCAGUGCUGCGACCGCAGCGGCAAGGGCUUGGGCCGCGGGCGCUUCGGUGCGCAAGGGCGCGACUGCGACCGCGCGAGGCGGGCGGCGGCGGCGACCCUCGAGUCCGCGGUUAUUUGGUGCUUGUCUUCCUUCCUGGACUGAAUGGACCAAGGGGAGAACCAAGCAGCUGAUAACUUGCCUGUCUCAUCAUCUGAUAAUAAUGAGUCGGAAGAUUUACCUGUGAAGGAAAGAUGUUUUGAUCAGAGAGAAGCUCUUCCUGGGGAGCCUCGCUGUGUUGUAUGUGGCCGAUAUGGGGAAUAUAUAUGUGAUCAGACUGAUGAUGACAUCUGCAGUGUGGAGUGCAAGACAAUUCUUCUUGCUCGGGUUGCUGCUAAAACAAAGCCAGCAGUACAAGCAGCAAAGCGUGUGAAUCUUCCUUUGGGCGAUGAGAGUAUCUGUAUUAAGGACACUAAUUUUCCAAAUAUACCUACUUUGGCUGACAGCCGGAUCACUGCACUGAGGAGUAAGCUUGACAUUUGUGUCAAGGGUGAGGCUGUUCCUGAUCCAAUCAUGUGUUUCUCCUCCUGUGGUCUUCCUGAGAAGCUUGUGCACAAUCUUGAGACUGCAGGAUAUUGUAUGCCUACUCCAGUGCAGAUGCAAGUUAUCCCUGCGUCAAUGAGUAAUAGAAGCUUACUUGUUUCUGCUGAUACUGGUUCAGGGAAAACUGCUUCUUUUCUGAUUCCCAUAAUUGCUCAUUGUUCACAAGUAAGAUUGCAACAAUGCACAGGCAAGCGAGGACCAUUGGCUAUAGUUCUUUCUCCAACUAGAGAGCUAUGUGUGCAGGUGGAAGAGCAAGCAAAAGUGCUUGGAAAAGGUUUGCCUUUCAAAACUGCUCUAGUUGUUGGUGGAGAUCCAUUGGCUCAGCAAAUUUACAGGAUUGAAAAUGGUAUUGAGUUAAUUGUUGGCACCCCUGGGAGGCUAAUUGAUCUUCUCAUGAAACACGAUGUUGACCUUUCCGAUGUUUCUGUAUUCGUUUUGGAUGAAGUGGACUGCUUGCUGCAGAGGGGAUUCAGGGAUCAGGCCAUGCAGGUCUUUCAGUCUCUUUCAAACCCCCAGGUUAUGAUGUUUUCAGCAACAUUAGAUUCGGAAGUCGAGAAGAUGUCCAACUCACUGGCUAAGACUGUUAUACGUAUCUCUUGUGGGAACCCAAGCAGACCAAACAAAUCAGUCAAACAGGUGGUCAUUUGGGUGGAGUCUAAGAAGAAGAAGCAGAAGAUUUUUGAGAUAAUCAAAAGCAAGCAGCACUUUAAACCUCCUGCUGUUGUGUUUGUGAGUUCCAGAGUCGGUGCUGAUCUGUUGUCUGAAGCAAUUACUGUUGCUACUGGAUUAAAGGUUGUUUCUAUCCAUGGUGAGAAGACGAUGAGUGAGAGAAGAGAGAGUUUGAGAAGGUUUUUGACAGGAGAAGUAUCUGUUAUAGUUUCUACCGGGGUUCUGGGUCGUGGAAUGGAUCUCCUGAAAGUGCGCCAAGUGAUAUUGUUUGACAUACCAAAUUCCAUUGAUGAAUAUAUUCACCAAGUUGGAAGGGCAUCUCGGAUGGGCGAGGAGGGAAUGGCUAUUUUGUUUGUGAAUGAGGAGGAUAGGAGGAUUUUCAAAGAGCUUGUUCCGGUUCUGAAGACUGCAGGAGCUCCAAUACCCCGGGAACUUGCAAAUUCAAGAUACAUGGCCGGUGUUUCUCUUGGUAGCGAGAGGAAGAGAAAAUUGAGUUCGAGGUCUCGUCCUUGACCAAGAUGUAUAAAAGAGUUGCUUGGAAUCUUUCUUCAUGCCAAAUAUGAUGCUAUUGCAUGUUUAUCUGGGACUGUCUUUGCAAUUGAUCUAAAGAUUUGUCUACCAAAAAGGAUAACUUGGUUAUCUCUGGAAUUCGUACUUCUCCUGAAAAUUUGAAGCAUGUGCUGACCCAACAGGUGCGAACAGUCAAAGAUUAUUUCUCAGUGCAUGGCGUCUAAGAUAAAUUUGUUCAGGAAACAUAAAGAAGAUACAGUAUAUGUAAAUUGCAACAAAAUAUGACGAAACGGCCUUGGUCGUCCCCGUGCGAUGGUGAAGCUGGGCUACUGCUGCUCAACAACUCCUCGAUCAUUUGCAGCGCAAUCCUCUCCUCGUCAUCCAUCGCUGUUGCUGGUGAAGCAGUUGUUGCUGACGUGGACUGUGAUGCUGCAUCAGUGGACACUGCCUCUUUGUUGAGCUCCACGGUCAUGACCCAGUUGGAGUCGGCACGAGCUCCUGCACGCUUCUGCCAGACGCCAAUGUGGGACUUCUCAGGGUCAAGACGGAGGCAGGUCAGGGAAGGCGAUGGCGCCUUGCAGCACUUGCGGAGCUUGGCACUGAGAAUCUGGGACAGGUUGGCUGUAGAGGAGCCGCCGCCGAUGUUGCUGCGAACAUCCCUUCCCGCAGCUGGGGCAGGCUCGCCUGUGCUGCUCCUUUGGACAGGGAAGUUGGUCUUGGCGUUGCGGCCACUCAUCAGCACAGCGGCCUCAUCAUAUGCCCUUGCUGCUUCCUCUGCCGUCUCGAAGGUGCCCAGCCACACCCUCCUCUUACUGUGCGCAUCACAAAAAUGUACACAUUGCAACUCAGAAUUAUGGUUGCAUCACCAGUUUAUGUUCUUCACUGAAAAUUAGUGGGAGGGAAUGGACUUACAGGAGGGGAUGCCUGAUCUCGGAGACCCAGGAGCCCCAGUGGCGCUGCCGGACUCCACGAAACUUCUUUGGCUGUACCAUUUUCCUGGAGUGGAGAUUCUCUGUCAUGGAGGACACCGGAAGCAGAGAUGAGCUCUGCUGGGGCUCCUCUGAACUGAAGUUUGUGGCCGUGUGGGGGAGGAACGCUCUGGGUUGAGUGAAUAUAAACUGCCCAGCCUGUACUUGCUUCUGCAGUGAGCGUUAAAUGUGGUUAGCUGCGUAGGCAGCCAGGUACGUGUCAGAGAGGAAGGGGGUGGAUAGUAUGUCUGACCUAGUUUUCACUCAACAAUCAUCAUGAUAGAAGGCGGCAUAGGCUGGCUGGAGAUCAGGGGUGCUGGGGUCACCAGCAGUAUACCAAGCGUGUGUUAAUGGAUAAAACUAGGGCGGAAGAGGAAGAGAGGAAUCAGGGGGGCAACUGAAGGGGGUCCACAAUAGUGUCUGCUGGGGUGGGCUGUCGGUGAACUGUGUGUGUAGAGCAUAACCACCUUCCCUGCUAGUACAGUGGUAAUAAACACUCUCACCUACACCCAUGGCUGCCACAUUUAUUUGUGGGGCAACCCUGAGUUGAUCCAGUCUCCCAUAGUUUAUUAGUUGUUUAUGUAGGGUUAAUGUACACCUGUUUUGGAUUUACUUCAUCUCCUUUUCCAGAGCUACUGGGGCCAAUCAUAUGGUUGAGUGCCAUUGGACGCAUGGACACAACUGCACAACAUAUAUGUAUUUACAGUCAUUUGCAUGAUUGGGGUACUAGGCCUUCCUAUGAUGCCAAAACUGAAGCGUUGGUCUGCAAUAAAUAGGUGAGCUGGGUCAUAUUUCACCUUGCAAGCAACUGCCCCCCUUGCUACAUCAGUUAAUCAGUGUAAAAUAAAAAGUGAAUCGAAUUGAUGGAAGUUCGUUGCCCUUGUCCACUCAAUUAAUGGGAAACAGGUACCUGCAGUACAUCUACGGUUUUGGCUCCACAGGCAUGUGGCAGUCGGUCACUUCUUGCUGGAUCAUAAGAAGCUUCGGUGAGAUCUUGUCUUCUGACACUGUCUCAGCAGUGGGUUUCCUGUUAUCUUCACCCUGGAAAGGGGAGGCCGCAAGGACAAAUCUGGGGACAGCGCAAUAAAGCUGGCUUUAAUCGCUCGGAUCAACUCCAACCGUAAGCUUUCUCGUGCGUGUGGAUCAGGCGAGCUCCGGACGCGCGCCUCCGGCCCCCCACUCGACACUGGAGACAAGAGUACAACACAAGACCUUCCCUCGGCUCCUCGGCCAUCGGAACUGCCCUCGGUCUGAGCCCGGAAAAGUCAGGCCGGGGCCGGGCCAGGUGGUGCGCGAGCGCCUUCCUCGCCUGCAGGUUUUGCACUGGUGCCCACACGCAUGCGCGCGGUAAUAUCGUGCCAGAGAUCCCAUGGGAGCUAGGAGGUUUUGACACAUGGUCGCAAGAGGGCUUGUACCACAAAAUAAAGCUCAUGGGAACAUAAAAAAUCCCGACCAAGACUAGAUCGUGUAGCUACAAGAACGAACCUCGUAAGUCGAGAAGUUCAAAUCUCUAUAUUAGGACCAUCCUAAUCCAGAAACUA
Panicum hallii is the source of this 4297-nucleotide messenger RNA. RefSeq names its product DEAD-box ATP-dependent RNA helicase 41. Gene Ontology annotation, molecular function: ATP binding; RNA helicase activity; nucleic acid binding. The transcript has 6 exons. The record is from RefSeq and is a predicted model, not a curated record. The coding region runs from base 172 to 1791 and encodes 539 amino acids. NCBI's taxonomy places the organism in Eukaryota, Viridiplantae, Streptophyta, Magnoliopsida, Poales, Poaceae.